UUGGUGAUUACUCUAUAUGGUCUGAAUCCGAGGUAUCUGCAUUUCAAAACUCCGUUCUUGUUUCGGUAUUGAUCUGUCGAAGGAGGUUUCGGUUUUCUGGUGCUCCAGAAUCAGGUAGGAGACGUUUGCAUCAUCAUUUGUACCUGACAAAGUUGUUUGGGUAUAUCAGUAUUAUAAGCGCCUCUAUUUUCAUAUUUCAUGCAGAGAAGUGCUUGGAUAUAUAGAGCUAUUUAGCAUUCCUUUCUCAACAUUCAUUGCAAAAAUAAUGUUCAGUUAUCCGACAUAAAUGCAGUAUAGUUUUGGAGAUGAAAAGUUUUCAGGAAGCCUGUGCUUGAUGGACUGCUCACAUAACAGCAGUGACAAGAAAACUUUGAAGAGGUGGUUUUUCAUUGACAAAAGGGUUGGGUAAAAAUUAUCUGCAAGAGCGCUGUGAAAUUUCUGACACCAUUAAUCUUAGAAGAACCAGCUAAUUCAUUUCUUAAGCUUCAUACAAACGUUAUCAACCAUUUCUAGUAAUCUGGAUCCAAUGGACUUAAAAUCAAACCAUGCUGCUCCUGUUCUCACUGAUCCUGCACCCAUUAGCAAGUCAAGAUUAGGCAUCCAUUCCAGUCUGUUGCCUUACUCACCACCAGGAGCAGCAUUCUCUUCUGGCCUGUAUCCAACAAUGCCUAGGAAGAAACCCAUUCCUGGAAAACUUGAUGACGUCCGUGCCAGUGGGUGGCUUGACGCCAUGCAAUCUUCUUCACCUCCUCGCAAGAAGUUAACCAAAGAAUUGAAUGUUGAGGUUGCAUCAGAUGACACUGAUGUUGCUUACCGCUCCUGGAUGCUCAAGUAUCCCUCGGCACUUUCAUCUUUUGAGGGAAUCAUGAAUCAUGCCAAGGGGAAGAGGAUAGCAUUGUUUCUGGAUUAUGAUGGGACCCUGUCACCAAUUGUAGAUGAUCCUGACCAUGCGUUUAUGUCCAACACUAUGCGUUCUGCUGUAAGAACUGUUGCAAAGUAUUUUCCAACGGCAAUAAUAAGUGGAAGAAGUCGUGAUAAGGUGUUUGAAUUUGUAGGGCUAACAGAACUCUAUUAUGCUGGUAGUCAUGGGAUGGACAUCAUAGGUCCAGUCCAAAAUUCUGUGUCCGUUGGUGACCAUCCAAACUGCAUUAGAUCUACUGACAAGCAGGGUAAGGAAAUAUAUCUGUUCCAACCUGCUAGUGAGUUUUUACCCAUGAUCGAUGAGGUUUUUAGAUCCCUUGUCGAGAAAACUAAAGAAAUUGAAGGUGCAACAGUUGAGAAUAACAAGUUUUGUGUCUCUGUACAUUACCGUAAUGUAGAUGAGAAGAAUUGGACUACGAUUGCACAAUGUGUCCAUGAUAUAAUAAAAGACUACCCACGUCUGAGGUUAACCCAUGGGCGUAAGGUUUUAGAGGUCCGUCCUGUGAUCAACUGGGAUAAAGGGAAAGCCGUUGAGUUUCUACUAGACUCACUUGGGUUAAGCAAUUCUGAUGAUGUGCUUCCUAUGUAUGUGGGAGACGACCGGACAGAUGAAGAUGCAUUCAAGGUCUUGCGAGAGGGGAAUCGGGGUUAUGGUAUCCUAGUGUCUUCUUGGCCAAAAGAAAGCAAUGCAUUCUACUCUUUGAGAGAUCCAUCUGAGGUAAUGGAAUUUCUCAUUUCCCUGGUGAAAUGGAAGCAACCCAUGGAGCAUGUAAAAUAGGAGGAGGAGCACAAUAUGGGUUCACACAUAGUUAUAUUUCUGUAGUAGUUCCUGACAAAUAAAAUCAGGGCGGGCGAGGAGUUACUCAAAGAGUUUAUAUUUCAAGCUAGCAUCUGGAUAUGCAAUGUCUCACCGUGUCCAAGUAUUGCUCAGUGCUCAUCCUCCUUUAUACAUGUUUUACCUCCCAGCUAAUGGCUCUGAUAUCUCCGGUCUCCAAAUGUGUUAAAUCAUUUUUUCCACUCUUCUACCAUUUUUGGACCUAGCGUUCAUCUAUUGGAUAAUUAUUGAAAUUUAAUUGUAUC
Molecule: messenger RNA, 2001 nt
Organism: Telopea speciosissima
Lineage: Eukaryota; Viridiplantae; Streptophyta; Magnoliopsida; Proteales; Proteaceae
Product: probable trehalose-phosphate phosphatase F
Exons: 13
Coding region: 527-1699 (390 amino acids)
Biological process (GO): trehalose biosynthetic process
Molecular function (GO): trehalose-phosphatase activity
Source: RefSeq, a predicted model, not a curated record